Cyphomyrmex costatus is the source of this 1227-nucleotide messenger RNA. RefSeq names its product mevalonate kinase-like. Gene Ontology annotation, molecular function: ATP binding; mevalonate kinase activity. Gene Ontology annotation, cellular component: cytosol; cytoplasm. Lineage: Eukaryota; Metazoa; Arthropoda; Insecta; Hymenoptera; Formicidae. Bases 1 to 1227 code for a protein of 408 amino acids. The record is from RefSeq and is a predicted model, not a curated record. Gene Ontology annotation, biological process: cholesterol biosynthetic process; isoprenoid biosynthetic process; isopentenyl diphosphate biosynthetic process, mevalonate pathway. The transcript is spliced from 2 exons.
AUGUACAGAUUCAACUUGUCCGCACCGGGUACUGUGUUCUUAUGCGGAGAUCCCAAUAGAUUUGACAAAAUUUGUAUAGCGGCCAGUUUAAACAAAUGUACCAAACUCUCAUUUUCUUCGUUUCCUCAAGCAAGAAUGCGAACAGAUUUUAUCAGAAUAAAUUUCUCCGAUAUCCAAUUAGAUAUAAAAAUACCUAUGCGCUUGUUUUUCAUGCAACUCUUCCGCGAAGCUAAAAAUAAUAAAUGUAAUGUUGCUGAGCUGAAUGAAACAGUAAAAAAGUUUGUCCUUACUUCCAUAAGUUGCUUCUACGACAAAAGUAAUGAUGCUCAUAAAUCAAGUUUACAUACAUUCUUUUUUCUCCUCGUUCUUAUAGCUAUUAUAGAACGUAUCAACAUAACUUCAUCUUUUAUUGUGAACCUAUCGACGAAAUUGCCAAUCGGUGAGGGCUUGGGCAGUUCUGCAUCGUUCGCGGUAUGUCUCGCGGCGUGUUUUGUGCGUUGGUCCCUUCUACAAAAAGGAAUUGUCGUCUACGAAUUCCGCAAACAUGAUCUUGAAAACAUCUUGCAGUAUGCUCAAUAUUGUGAUUUUUUUAUAUACAAUUCCUCGACUGAGAUCGCUACCAUGAUAUCCACGUAUGGUAGGAUACAAGUAUUCGGCGAAAGGGAAGUAAGUGAGUCAACAUUAAAGUCUUUCCCUAAUUUGCCAAGCAUGAAAAUCCUGCUAGUCUUCUCGAAUGUUUGUCAUCAUAAAACGACAAUAAAGUUGCUAAGCGAAAGGAGAGUGCAAAUGGAAGCGUUGGGAUAUUCAUCGUCUGGAGUAUCAACCUUGAUCGAUUUCAUCUUGAAUAGUAUCGAACUAAUGUCGACUAAAUUUAUUCAUACGCUUGAUAUUAUUGAUGAAAAAAUGUCUGAAUCUAAAAAGCAUGAGAGCAGCCAAUCUGUUGAUCUAGGAGACAAUUAUAAAACAUUAUUAGAUAUUAUUCACAUGAAUCAAGGACUAUUAAAAGCAUUAGACGUGUCGCAUCCAAACAUGGACAUUAUUUGCGCAAUUGCUCGAAGUUUUUCAUUCGCGGGGAAUCUUGCGAGUAAAGGUGGAGGUGGAUACGCUUUCAUUUUAUUAUUGAAUGACAUGGGUGAAAACAUCCAAAAGCUUAUCACGAUGUUAAAAUCACACGAUUUUUCUGCUGAGGAAGUCACUAUAAAUUGCUGCGGAAUAACAGUUGAAUAA